This is a messenger RNA of Galeopterus variegatus (Sunda flying lemur), 4021 nucleotides long. RefSeq names its product histone deacetylase 7 (gene HDAC7). Gene Ontology annotation, cellular component: histone deacetylase complex. The transcript has 25 exons. Gene Ontology annotation, biological process: chromatin organization; negative regulation of transcription by RNA polymerase II. Gene Ontology annotation, molecular function: histone deacetylase activity. Bases 76 to 2931 code for a protein of 951 amino acids. NCBI's taxonomy places the organism in Eukaryota, Metazoa, Chordata, Mammalia, Dermoptera, Cynocephalidae. The record is from RefSeq and is a predicted model, not a curated record.
GCCCACUGUCCCAGUUCCCCUGACACAGGCUGUUCCAUACCCCGUGCAGACACGCCAGGCCCUCAGCCCCAGCCCAUGGACCUGCGAGUGGGCCAGCGGCCCACAGUGGAGCCCCCACCGGAGCCCUCGCUGCUGGCCCUGCAGCACCCCCAGCGCCUGCACCCCCACCUCUUCCUGGCAAGCCUGCAGCAGCAGCGCACAGCAGAACCCAUGAGGCUCUCAAUGGACACACCGAUGCCCGAGUUGAAGGUGGGGCAGCAGGAGCAAGAGCUGCGGCAGCUUCUCCACAAGGACAAGAGCAAGCGAAGUGCUGUAGCCAGCAGUGUGGUCAAGCAGAAGCUGGCAGAGGUGAUUCUGAAGAAACAGCAGGCAGCCCUAGAGAGGACGGUCCAUCCCAACAGCGCCAGCAUUCCCUACAGAACUCUCGAGCCCUUGGAGACAGAAGGAGCUGCCCGCUCCAUGCUCAGCAGCUUUCUGCCUCCUGUUCCCAGCCUGCCCAGUGACCCCCCAGAACACUUCCCCCUGCGUAAGACAGUCUCUGAGCCCAACCUGAAGCUGCGCUACAAGCCCAAGAAGUCUCUGGAGCGGAGGAAGAAUCCACUGCUCAGAAAGGAGAGCGCCCCGCCCAGCCUCCGCCGGCGGCCUGCAGAGACCCUUGGAGACUCCUCCCCAAGUAGUAGCAGCACACCUGCGUCAGGGUGCAGCUCCCCCAAUGACAGCGAGCAUGGCCCCAACCCUGUUCUGGGCUCAGAGGCGCUCUUGGGCCAGCGGCUGCGGCUGCAGGAGACUUCUCUGGCCCCGUUCGCCUUGCCGACAGUGUCCUUGCUGCCCGCAAUCACACUGGGGCUGCCUGCCCCUGCCAGGGCUGAUGGUGACCGCAGGACUCAUCCAACUCUGGGCCCUCGGGGACCGGUCCUGGGGGGCCCCCACACUCCCCUCUUUCUGCCCCAUGGCCUGGAGCCCGAGGCUGGGGGCUCCUUGCCUUCUCGCCUGCAGCCCAUUCUCCUCCUGGAUCCCUCAGUCUCUCACACCCCCCUACUGACUGUGCCUGGGCUUGGGCCCCUGCCCUUCCACUUUGCCCAGUCCUUACUGACCACCGAGCGGCUCUCCGGGUCAGGCCUCCACCGGCCACUGAGCCGGACCCGUUCAGAACCCCUGCCCCCCAGCACCACAGCCCCCCCACUGGUGGGUCCCCUGCAGCCCCGCCUGGAGCGGCUCAAACCUCAUGUCCAGCUGAUCAAGAGGCCAGCCAAGCCAAGUGAGAAGCCCCGACUGCAGCAGAUACCCUCGGCUGAGGACCUGGAGGUGGAUGGCGGGGCAGUGGGGCAGGUGAUAGAUGACGGCCUGGAGCACAGGGAGCCCAGCCAUGGGCAGCUGGAGGCCAGAGGCCCUAUUCCUCUCCACCAGCACCAACAGGUGUUGCUCUGGGAACAGCAGCCACUGGCCGCGCGCCUUCCCCGGGGAAGCACUGGGGACUCUGUGCUGCUCCCUCUGGCCCACGGUGGACACCGGCCCCUGUCCAGGGCUCAGUCUUCCCCGGCCGCGCCUGCCUCACUGCCACCCCCAGAGCCUGCCAACCAGGCCCGUGUCCUCUCCAGCUCAGAGACCUCUGCCAGGCCCCUGCCCUUCACCACAGGGCUGGUUUAUGACUCGGUGAUGCUGAAGCACCAGUGCUCCUGCGGAGACAACAGCAGACACCCAGAGCAUGCUGGCCGUAUCCAGAGCAUCUGGUCCCGGCUGCAGGAGCGGGGGCUCCGGGGCCAGUGUGAGUGUCUCCGGGGCCGGAAGGCCUCCCUGGAGGAGCUGCAGUCGGUCCACUGUGAGCGGCACGUGCUCCUCUAUGGCACCAACCCUCUCAGCCGUCUCAAACUGGACAAUGGGAAGUUGGCAGGGCUCCUGGCACAGCGGAUGUUUGUGAUGCUUCCCUGUGGUGGGGUUGGGGUGGAUACUGACACCAUCUGGAACGAGCUGCAUUCCUCCAAUGCAGCCCGCUGGGCUGCUGGCAGCGUCACUGACCUUGCUUUCAAAGUGGCUUCCCGUGAGCUAAAGAAUGGUUUUGCUAUCGUGCGGCCCCCAGGACACCAUGCAGAUCAUUCCACAGCCAUGGGCUUCUGCUUCUUCAACUCGGUGGCUAUUGCCUGCCGGCAGCUGCAGCAGCAGGGCAAGGCCAGCAAGAUCCUCGUUGUAGACUGGGAUGUUCACCAUGGCAAUGGCACCCAGCAGACCUUUUACCAGGACCCUAGUGUGCUCUACAUCUCCCUGCAUCGCCAUGAUGAUGGCAACUUCUUCCCAGGCAGUGGGGCUGUGGAUGAGGUGGGGGCUGGCAGCGGUGAGGGCUUCAACGUCAAUGUGGCCUGGGCUGGAGGUCUGGACCCUCCCAUGGGGGAUCCUGAGUACCUGGCCGCCUUCAGGAUAGUCGUGAUGCCCAUCGCCCGAGAGUUCUCUCCAGACCUGGUCCUGGUGUCAGCUGGGUUUGAUGCUGCCGAGGGUCACCCAGCCCCUCUAGGUGGCUACCAUGUUUCCGCCAAAUGUUUUGGGUACAUGACACAGCAGCUGAUGAGCCUGGCAGGAGGUGCAGUGGUGCUGGCCUUGGAGGGUGGCCAUGACCUCACGGCCAUCUGUGACGCCUCCGAGGCCUGUGUGGCUGCUCUUCUGGGCAACAAGGUGGAUCCCCUUUCAGAAGAAGGCUGGAAACAAAAACCCAACCUCAAUGCCAUCCGUUCUCUGGAAGCUGUGAUCCGAGUGCACAGUAAAUACUGGGGCUCCAUGCAGCGCCUGGCCUCCUGUCCAGACUCCUGGCUGCCCAGGGUGCCAGGGGCUGAUGCAGAAGUGGAGGCGGUGACUGCGCUGGCAUCCCUCUCUGUGGGCAUCCUGGCUGAAGACAGGCCCUCAGAGCAGCUGGUGGAGGAGGAAGAACCCAUGACUCUCUGAGGCUUCCAAACGGAUCUGCCCACCCACCUGCCCGGCGGACGUGGGUGUCUUCUAACCUCUGGCCACAGCCCCCAUUCCUGGGUCUUCAGAGAUCCUGUGGGCAGGUAGUCGGGGCCAGAAAACAGCCUGCCUUGAUGGUCACCCCAGGGAGUCUGAGAGGCCCCUGGGUCGAGAAGGGAGACUGGAGAGGAUGCUGAGAGGAGGCAGGCUGGGCAGCCAGGCCCCAGCUGGGCUCUCUCAAGAACAGCCUCUGGCCCUCCAGUGUCCGGGCCCCUAGCUGUGGCCCGUUCCUCAGGCUGCACAGAGGAGGACUAGUUUGAUCGGGCCCACACUUAACCACUAUUCCUGGCUCUGCAAAUCCCUGACUUUGCACACAACCCCAGGCUCCACACAGAAAUGUGAACUUGGCCUCAGCCAGGGUGGCCCUUCCUGGGCUCUGCAGGCUGGAGGGGGGCGUGGGUAGCCAAGAGGUCCCAUAUCCUGGAUUGGAGGGGGAGACCCCUCCACUCACCUGCUUCCUCGGAGGACUCCAGAAGCUUCCCCGCACCACUGGGCACUGAGACGAAGUUCCCUCUGAGAGCAGUGACCGGCAGACCUCCCUCUGGUUCCUGCCCCUGCAAGAGGCCACCCUGCCUCCACCAUCUCAGUGCCCUCGGGGGUAGACAUGUGCUCUUGGAGUCCUGUGCUUCCUGAUCCAAUGGUGCCAAACCCUUCAUCUCCCCUCAGAAGCACAGCAUGACCCCUAGGGACCCCCCGUCACUGUCCUCUCCAUGAGCCUCUGUUCCUGGGGUCUCCCCCACCCCAGCUCUGACUCUUGCCCCACACAAGACUCACUUGGCUGAGGAGGGAGGGGGUGGGAGAGUAGACAUAAGACAUGGGGGAGGGGACCUGCCCUGCCAAGUCUUCAAGGCUUUUGGGCCCAGGCCUGGGCCAAGAAGGAAAGUAUUUGUGUGUGUGAGUGUGUGUGUGUGAGUGUGUGAGAGUGAGUGAGUGAGUGUGUCUUCCCCAGGACCCUCCUUGCCCUGUGUAUGUAUGCAUGUUUUUGUAAAAAAGAAAAAAAGAAAGGAAAAAAAAUGGAGAAAAAUCUGAA